Messenger RNA from Serpula lacrymans var. lacrymans S7.9, 747 nucleotides. RefSeq lists its product as uncharacterized. NCBI's taxonomy places the organism in Eukaryota, Fungi, Basidiomycota, Agaricomycetes, Boletales, Serpulaceae. Bases 1 to 747 code for a protein of 248 amino acids. The transcript is spliced from 3 exons. The record is from RefSeq and is a predicted model, not a curated record.
AUGAAUCAAAAUCUCCAGCCUGCUCAGGACAUGUUUACCGAGGUUGCAAUGGAUGUUAAAGAAGGCAAUGGCGCAGGCGCCCAAGAUAACACCCCCAAACUACCACCUUCCGUCAAUGUUCCCUCUAAUCAGCCUAACACCGGUGCCUCUGUAAUGAAUACCAGCACCACCAGCCCUGAAUCAUCUGGUGGCGUAAAAAGCUGGCUUGGUGGUGUUGAGUCUCCAACAUCUAUCUACGAUGACGCGGAGGAUGGCGCUACCAUCAUAUCUCGCACCAAAAGUGCAGGCAAUGGCAGCAGAGGCUCUAACAAGGCCCCGCGCAACACCACUGCCAAUUCUCUCAGUGGGUUGAACAACCGGUUGGGGGAAAUCAUCCCCAUCUUCAAGGACUUCAACUCAAAACUCAACAUCGGCCUUGCUCCACCUGCCUCCCCAGUUAUUGCCCCUUCGCAAACGGCUUGGGUGGAAAACUGCUCCACCACGUCUACCACUGUGCUGCCCAUUGCCACUACCUCCAUUACUCCCCCUACUGCAACUGAUACCUUGCAAGGCAGCUUGUCUAUGCAGCCGGCCCAUACUCGUUGUCGUGCCGCUAUCACCUUCAUGAUGCAACAUGACAAAUAUCUGGGAGUUGACAGUACUGUUAAGUUAUUACAUUUAUGUCAUAGCCAUGGACACGUACCGCAGUCUCCCAGAAUCCGACGAACUUCACAAGGCAUAUGUAAAUUCAAAGCUGGAGUAAGAUAG